UUUAAAAAAAGAGUGAAACCAAAGCAUAUGAAUCGAAAGUUGAAACAGAGCAAAGGAAGAAAAAAGAAGGCCGAAACUCAUCAAUGUCGUCGAGUGGGGUCAUAGCGGAACUGCAUAGAAACUCCAGCAAUUGGGGCAAAGUGGUGGAUGAGAUUGUGAAAUUGGAGAGAAAGAUAUUUCCCAAACACGAAUCACUUGCUAGAUCCUUUGAUGAUGAGAUGAGAAAGAAGAACUCUGGAUUGCUUUACGUGGAGGUCGAUGGUGAAGUUGUAGCCUAUGUCAUGUAUUCUUGGCCUUCUUCCUUAUACGCUUCCAUCACCAAGCUCGCAGUGAAGGAGAAUUGUCGGAGGCUAGGACAUGGAGAGGCAUUGUUGAAAGCAGCAAUUCAAAAAUGUAGAACCAGAAAUGUUCACCGUAUAACACUUCAUGUUGAUCCGUUGAGGACUCCUGCUAUGAAUCUCUACAAGAAAUAUGGCUUCCAAGUUGAUAACUUGAUAGAAGGUUACUACUCUUCUGAUAGAAAUGCCUAUAGAAUGUUUUUGGAUUUUGAUGCUGAUUAGUGAAAUAGAGAUCAAAACCUGGUCCAAAGUUUUGCAGCAAUUUUCUUAAUUUAAAAUUUUGUAGCCCUUAAAAAAAAAAUAUUAGUAGCCGUGUUUUGAGAUUGUUGAACAGGAUAAUUCAAUCAAUCUCAAUGCGAUAUUGAAGGUUGUGAUGUGAUGAAAAGUGCCAGAUAAAUGAAGUAAAUACUCUGUUUUCUGUUA
Quercus lobata is the source of this 761-nucleotide messenger RNA. Its product is annotated as Acyl-CoA N-acyltransferases (NAT) superfamily protein. Gene Ontology annotation, molecular function: acyltransferase activity, transferring groups other than amino-acyl groups. The record is from RefSeq and is a predicted model, not a curated record. Lineage: Eukaryota; Viridiplantae; Streptophyta; Magnoliopsida; Fagales; Fagaceae. Bases 84 to 560 code for a protein of 158 amino acids. The transcript is spliced from 2 exons.